Messenger RNA from Jaminaea rosea, 2250 nucleotides. RefSeq lists its product as hypothetical. Gene Ontology annotation, biological process: chromatin remodeling; regulation of transcription by RNA polymerase II. Gene Ontology annotation, molecular function: transcription coregulator activity. Lineage: Eukaryota; Fungi; Basidiomycota; Exobasidiomycetes; Microstromatales. The record is from RefSeq and is a predicted model, not a curated record. Gene Ontology annotation, cellular component: nucleus; nuclear chromosome. The coding region runs from base 64 to 2082 and encodes 672 amino acids. The transcript is spliced from 2 exons.
CGUUCCAAUCCACGAACCACACUACGCUUCCCUCAUUGUCACCAUUGCCGACCCGCCGCUGCGAUGGACCGCCCACGUCGCUCGCAGCGCGUCCUCACGGGCAUCGAUACGCCCGCAGACUCGUCACGAGGUGGCUCGCAGAUGCCUCAAGAUGGUCGAGGAGGCGCAGGCGCAUCCUCAUCGGCGCACGCUAGCCAACCCGCAAAGAAGGAGCGUCGCCUCAAGCCUUAUCACGUCGUCCCACCCAACGCACAGCAAUUACCUCCCAACUACGGCAGCUCAUGGCCUUUGGCACGCUCUCCAGCUCCAGCGCCCCCGGGCGCACCCCUUGGCCCAGGGCAGGCCUUGCACACCACGUUCGCCAGCCGCAUGAAGCUAGGCGUUUCCACCCUUAUGCAGCCUCUCCCCCCGCAAGGUGACUUCUCAGAUCCAGUCUACGGGCGCGGGGGUCACUCUGAGCUCGCUGCCCUUCCUGGCGUGACGCGCAGCGGUCGGUCGACAAGGACAACGCGCUACUACGAGGAAGAGGAGGACGACGAUGAUGACGAGGAGAGCGAUGAUGAGAUGAACCUCAUGCGCAAAGGGGCGUCACAGCGCGCCAGUGCUCGAGGGACACCGCAAGGGCAUCAGCAGUCACCCCGUCCCCCACCUCCGCAGCAAGUCGUCGAGCCUCCCGAGCUGCCGGGCCAACGGCUCGGCCAGCCUCCGCCAGGCAACAAGGUCAUCGUGAGGCGAGCACGUAAAACGCCGCACGUCUACUACUCGGAGGCAGACGCAGCUCGCGCGGCUGAGCAUCGUGAGGCAUUGAUACCCAUCAAGAUUGAGCUAGAGACGGACACACAUCGCAUCAAGGAUCACUUUGUCUGGAAUCUUCACGAGCGCCUUGUUGGCGUGAGUGACUUUAUUCGCGUGUUCCUGCAGGACCUUGAUCUCCCCAUGGAGCCAUAUGCACAUCAAUUGGAGAGUUCCAUCCACCAGCAGAUCGAAGAGUGGACCGCUUUAGCGGGCAUCGAUCUCUCACCUGCCAAGGGCGGAGUCUGGGCGAACAGCGAGUCGGAGGAGAAGGCGAGGAGAGCGCAGGUUGCUGGUGCGGUCAAGGGUGCAGAGAAGGGCAAAGAGGCGCGCAGCUGGAAGUGGGGCAUUGAGGAGGAGUUCAAGAAGCGGAUGAGAGAGACAAAAGGCGGAGCCAAGAGAAGAAAGAUUGAGGGGCAGACAAAGGGUGGCGAGGAGUACAUCGAAGGGCAGGACGGCGAAUGGGAGGAUGAUAUGCGUGUUAUCCUCAGCUACGACGUCCAGAUCCUGCAUCACUCCCUUCGCGACCGCCUCGAGUGGGACCUUGCCUCUCCACUCACCCCGGAAGCCUUCGCGACCCAACUCUCCAAAGAUCUCUGUCUCUCAGGCGAAGCCCUGCCGCUCAUCUCGGCAGCUGUGCGCGAGGCGCUUCUGAACCACAAGCGGGCCGUCGGCGAGCUUGGGCUGAUCGGAAUGGGCGAGAUGUGGGGCAAAGCGCAGCAGGAGGAAGACCAGGCGAGGCGCGAUCUGGAAGAAGAGAAGAGGAAGAGGAAGCGAAGGAGGGAAGAGGCUAAGCGCGAGCCCACCACGGUGUUGUCAGAAGGAGCUGGUGGACUGCUCCAGCCCCCGUCUGCAACGUCUGGUCUGUUGACCCCUGGCGGAAUGACCUCCGGAACAGGCACGCCCAUCCCGCAGUCGAACCCAUCGCGCGCUUCUACUCCCCCAAUCGAGUAUGCAAGCGACAACGAAGAUGCCGAGGGCGAUGAGGACGACCCAGAUUCGUCGACAAACACAGCCGCGGCCGAAGCGGCAGCACACGCUCUGCUUCCCGCUUCGGAGCGUCUGGCACAAGCCUUAGCCACGAAAGCCGACCUAGUCGCCCGCGGGCCCCGCCAACUCGUAGGCGCGUACCGAGACUGGUUCGAGAGCAAGGAGUUCGGACCUCUUCUGGAGUAUCUCGGGGACGUCGAGAUUGAAAGGAGAGAGACCGAGGCGCUUCGUGCAUUGAGGAGGAACAGAAGGGAGAUUGGUAGGGACGGGGCGGCGCCUGAAAGGUACCGGGCGAGGUGAGGUGAGAAGGCUCAGGGGUUCCUGCAACAAUGCGAUGCUCCAUUACUAGAGAGAUAUGGGCUGAGGUCGGCCGCGUUGCGAACAUCAAUGCUUGCUCAAGUUCACACUGCUCCUCUGGUAGGCUUCUGGAUCGUACUUGAUGAUCCAUGGGUGACGAAGCACGUCUUU